AUGCAAUUCUCAAUUCUCCUCACUACCUCCCUCUUCUUCCUCGUCACUUCUGCGAGCAAGAACCCUCGAACCAGCCCAGAGGAACUCCAAAAACGAGCUGAUGUUGUCGUUGCUUGCGAAGCUGGCACUUUCCAAAAUCCAGGGGAAGACAUGAAAAAUGUGGUUUGCAAAGCAUUUGCAAAAUGCCAGAGCGGAAGUGACGCAGAUGAGGAAACAGAUCCUACGACAGGCAAGAUCAUCAAUGUAGCUCAGUGCUCAGGGUGCCCAACUCAACUGGGCGACCUCGUAAAUAGAUGCUUCUACGUCCAGAGCACUCCUGCUGGCAUCAUAAGACUGCCAUCUUCUGGCAGUGACGUCCUGGAUAAAAUGGCCGGCAAGAACGCCGAUGACACCACCGGCAAAACUAUUGAUAACACCACUGGCAACACUGUCGAUAACACCGCCGACAACACUGUUGAUCGCACUGUCGAUGACACGGUCGAUAACACUAUUGAUAACACUGUCGAUGGUGAGUACCAGUAGACAGCUGCUUGGAGGAUUUGGAAGGAUUGGAGUUUAUUCUUUUUUGGGAGGUUUGCAAGAACCUGGCGUUGGAAUCUGCAAUUUUUGGCGCAAAUGGACGGACGGCGUAG
This is a messenger RNA of Hymenoscyphus albidus, 632 nucleotides long. The record is from the annotation of a GenBank genome assembly. Lineage: Eukaryota; Fungi; Ascomycota; Leotiomycetes; Helotiales; Helotiaceae.